Molecule: messenger RNA, 8307 nt
Organism: Oncorhynchus tshawytscha (Chinook salmon)
Lineage: Eukaryota; Metazoa; Chordata; Actinopteri; Salmoniformes; Salmonidae
Product: serine/threonine-protein kinase WNK1
Exons: 26
Coding region: 716-6604 (1962 amino acids)
Biological process (GO): monoatomic ion homeostasis; intracellular signal transduction; protein phosphorylation
Cellular component (GO): cytoplasm; cytosol
Molecular function (GO): protein serine/threonine kinase activity; potassium channel inhibitor activity; chloride channel inhibitor activity
Source: RefSeq, a predicted model, not a curated record
CGAAUGAAUUUGGGGGAGUGCCUGGUUUGAAGCUAGCAAACUGCCGUCGUUAGUGGGAAGGAGGCGGUUCUAGUCCCCCGCUAGCACGAGAGAAAGACCCGCCUCAUCUGUAGAAUGAACGCUGCCAGUCUGGGAACGUUCCGACAGUAAUUAUUAUACCUCAGUAAUUCCAGCCGGCUCCUUUGCUUUGGUAAACGUGUUAGAGUUCUCACAGCUUGAAGACUACUUAUGGAUGGAAACUUGACCACACGACGUGACACUGGAUCUCUGCUGGGAGUGUGUGGCCUGUCGUUGCCUGCACAGUGAGGCUUGGUGCCUGGAGCUGAGUCUAGCUCUUUCCCCCUCCCUUCUGGUGGCUCCUUAUGCUGGAUUGCAGCUGUACCCUGUGUCUUGCAGGAUGGAUGGUGUGGAUCUAAAGGGUCCCGUGUGUUGGCAGCGCUCCCUGUUCUGUGACAGUUUUCUCUUCUUUUCUAUUUACAAAAGAACACCCCCCAUCCUCCACCCAGACUCUGAGCCCUGUAUACCUACUAACUGUAUUUAAGCAGCAGUCACACAGGUUGGAAUAGGUGAGGGAGGUUUGCAAAACAAGCUCCUGUUUUAAUUGGUCAGUCUGACCACAUAGAUUUCCAUUUCUUUCCAAAGCCUUUAUGGAGGAAGUUUGAGUUUUCUUUUCUCUGUUGAAUCAUAUCCGCUCACUAUCGUUGGGGGUUGUGGGAUGUCGGAAAAGCCCAACAACAAGAUGGUUAAGUUCCUGACUCCCCUUCCCAAGAGUGGUAACGGAAACAACGGGUCUGGCUCGGACUCGCUUGUUGGUGAACGGAUGGCAGCGGAGGUGAGGCGGCGCCACCACACCAUGGAGCGCGACCGUUGCGCUGCAGAACAUCGAACAUUCUUCCGUCGCAGCGUCAUCAGCGACUCCAACGCCACAGCCCUUGACCUCCCCUUACCGAGUAAAAUCCCUGUCCUUGCACCUCUGGUACCCCGCGUGCGAGAUGUCGCGCCCCGGCACUCUGGUGCACUGCCCACCCCAAGACCUGCACCCCGUGUGACUGUGAGGGAGGAGUUGGCUGAGUGUGAAGGUGGAUUGAAGGUGGAUGUGGUGUCUGUAGAGCACAAGGCUGCUGUACUACAAGAUAUCUGUGAUGGGGAAGCAGUGGUGGCUCAGCAAGCAAACAGUCUAGCUGCCCAACCUCUGAGCCAAACAGAACCUGAACCUGAGAGUGAGGUGAAGGAGAGUGGAGAGAGUGAAGAAGGAGAGGGGAGGGAAGCAGAUAAGGAAGAGAAGGAGAAAGCCCGGGUAGAGGCUGAACUGAGAGAGGCGGAGAAGAAGGUGCAAGAUGACAUUGAGGAAGCCGAGACGAAAGCGGUGGGAACGUCGCCGGAUGGGCGUUUCCUCAAGUUUGACAUUGAGAUUGGACGUGGUUCCUUCAAGACGGUCUACAAGGGCCUGGACACAGAGACCACAGUGGAGGUGGCAUGGUGCGAGCUGCAGGACCGUAAGCUGUCCAAGUCGGAGCGCCAGCGGUUCAAGGAGGAGGCGGGCAUGCUGAAGGGGCUGCAGCACCCCAACAUUGUCCGCUUCUACGAUUCCUGGGAGGCCCCUGUUAAAGGCAGGAAGUGUAUUGUGCUGGUCACAGAGCUCAUGACCUCUGGAACACUCAAAACGUAUCUGAAGCGCUUCAAGGUCAUGAAGAUCAAAGUUCUGAGGAGCUGGUGUAGGCAGAUCCUGAAGGGCCUUCAUUUCCUCCACACCAGGGCCCCGCCUAUCAUCCACAGGGACCUGAAGUGUGACAACAUCUUCAUUACGGGGCCCACAGGCUCCGUCAAGAUAGGAGACCUGGGAUUAGCAACACUCAAGAGGUCCUCUUUUGCCAAGAGUGUCAUAGGUACCCCUGAGUUCAUGGCGCCUGAGAUGUAUGAGGAGAAGUACGACGAGUCAGUGGAUGUGUAUGCCUUUGGGAUGUGCAUGCUGGAGAUGGCCACCUCAGAGUACCCAUACUCCGAGUGCCAGAACGCUGCACAGAUCUACCGCAGAGUCACCAGCGGGGUGAAGCCGGCCAGCUUCGACAAGGUGGCGAUCCCCGAGGUGAAGGAGAUCAUCGAGGGAUGCAUCCGACAAAACAAGGACGAGAGGUACUCGAUAAAGGACCUGCUGAACCAUGCCUUCUUCCAGGAGGAGACAGGGGUGCGUGUUGAGCUGGCCGAAGAGGACGACGGGGAAAUGGAGGCCAUCAAGCUUUGGCUGAGGAUAGAGGAUGUCAAGAAGCUGAAGGGGAAAUACAAGGACAACGAGGCCAUUGAGUUCUCCUUCGACCUCAGCAAGGACGUCCCUGAGGACGUGGCCCAGGAGAUGGUGGAGUCUGGCUACGUGUGUGAAGGGGACCAUAAGAUCAUGGCUAAGGCCAUCAAGGACAGAGUUUCCCUCAUCAGCAGGAAGCGAGAGCAGAGGCAACAGGUGCGAGAGGAACAGGAGAAGAGGAGGCUGGAGGAGGAGCAGGACCAGCAACAACAACAACAACAACAACAACAACAACAACAACAACAACAACAACAACAACUACUACUGCAGCAGCAGGGCCAACCUCAACCAGGGCUCCAGCCCGGCACAGAGGCCCCCCAACCAGCCCAGCCCGUCCCUCAGGCAGCCCCCCAGCCAGGACAACAGGGUGCCCCUACAUCCCCCCACAGCCCACCCAGCAGCCAACCCAGCCCAUGGCCCCCUACAUCCCCCCUCAGACAGCACAGCUGGGGCCACAGGGGGUUCCCUAUAUACCCCAGUCGACAGGGCAGCUCCCAGUCUCUGUCCCAGUACCAGUAUCGUCCCAGGUUCCAGUCCAGGUUCCAGUCCAGGCAGAAUCAGAGAGGCCAGAGGUGGACCAGUACCCACAGCAGACUGAGACUGGUCUCCAAUCAAAUGACAGAUAGUGCUCAGGGUUCCUCCGUCCUUCAUGAGACGCACCCGGUUCAGCCGGUGAUGUCAUACACCUCUCUUCCCAGUCAGCAGCCUCAGCCACAGGCCCCUCCUCCUGUCCAAACAGACCCAUCACGUCAGCCGCAGCAGACCAUGGUGGUUCCUGCUGCUCAGCAUACCACUGUUGCCCCUGGGGCUCCAAGCUCCCAGCCUGCCCCUGGGGCCACACAACAGUAUGGAGGUUACUACCACCCACCACUCCCCCCUCAGGUGCCUCCCCAGCAGGUGACAUUGCCCCCCUCUCAGCCCAUCCCUCCUCUGCACCUCCAGCAGCCACAGCCAGAGGGCAGCGAUGCACCUCAGAGCUCAGUACUACCACCUCUCCAGCCUGGAGUCCGGCAAAUACAGGCCUCUGUGAGUGUAUCCCAGCCGGCGCCACCCGAGCAGGCAGCAGGUCCGACAACACUUGUCCCUCAGUCUGUGGAGAGUUGCCUGUCAGACGCAGCGUCAGGUCUGAGUGACGGCUAUGAAGGGGCGUCGGGUGGUAGACACGAGGGGCGCUCCAUGAUCAAGCGGCACCAGCGGCGUUCCGUACGCAGCCGCUCUCGGCAUGAUAAGACCGCCAAGGCCAAGCUCAACGUCCUCAAUAUCUCCAACAUGGGAGACCGGGUGGCAGAGUGCCAGCUGGAGACUCACAACAGGAAGAUGGUGACCUUUAAGUUUGACCUGGACGGAGAUAACCCAGAGGAGAUUGCACAGAUCAUGGUGCUGAGUGAAUUUAUCCUGGAGAGCGAACGUGAGUCGUUCAUCGAGCAGGUUCGUGAAGUCAUCGAAAUGGCGGACGAUAGAGAGGGCAUGAAGGAAGGCUAUGCUCAACCACCCUUUACACAGAUUGUGGUGGAUGACCCCUCACAGCAGCCUGACAUGCCCACUCAUCUGCCUGGUGUUCCUCCCAGCGUUGCAGCUCAGGUAGUCCACUCUGCAGGCCGGAGGUUCAUUGUCAGCCCUGUCCCAGAGUCCCGUCUGAGGGAGCAAUUCUUCGGCCCUCCAUCUGCUAACACCUCGUUUGGGGAUGAACCCCCUCAAGUGAGUCUGGGCCUGUCCCUGUCUGCCCCCUCAGGCCACCUCCAGCAGGCCUUAACUGAGAUGAGGCAGCCGCAUGGGGAGAGACGAGCCACCAUGGGCCACCCAGCCGAGCCAGACACCAGCAUAGUCCCCUCCUCCCUGCGCCCAGCCUCCCCUCUCUCCCACCCUCACCAAACCUUGGCUCCCCCAGAGGCUACAGUCCCCACCAACACUAGCUUCUCCACCCUGCCUCCUGUCUCAGUCAUCCCCUCUGGGUCCUCCACUCUUCCUCCCUCCACAUGCCAAGUUGCAACCGGGAGGGUGUCUCCAACCCCAGUUCCAGCCCCUGCAUCUGCUACCACUGAUCCCACCCCACACCCCCAGCCUGACUACCAAGCUGCCCCCUCUCAGCCUACCCCUGCCCAAAUCACAUCCCCUCCUCCAGCUGCUCCCCAGGCCACCCCGGCCCCUGUCCCCCCAGCUGCAACCCACCAGCUGGGAAGCAGCUCUGCCCCUUUCCCCCCUGUCUCUGGAGCUCCACCCAGUAACUCUGGGACUGUGACCAGCUCAGAGCAGCACCCUGCAGCUGACCUUGUUCCUAUUCCAUCCUCUCAGCCUAUCCCUGAGUCCAUACCUGUCACUCAGCCCACCUCCUCCCAGUCCCAGCUUAUCCCUGCCUCUGUCCCUGUGGCACAGUCUGCAAUGGCACCCAUCCAACUUCCACCCUCUACCCUGCCCUCCCAACCGUCCCAGCCAGGGGACCCAGAUGGGGUAGAGUCCCAGUCCAAGGUCCCUGGUAUAGAUGACAUACAUGCCCUGGAUAAGAAGCUGCGCUCCCUCUUUAAGGACACAUCCUCUGCGGACACUGGCAACACUGAGACCACCUCCCCCUCCACAGGGACCAUCUCCCCUCCCCCCGGGGCGGCCCCGGUGCCCCCCUCCAACCUGUCUCUCACCGCCGGGGGACAGGGAGCCCAGGGCCCCACCGCGACCCCAGGACAGGGCCUCACACCAGGGGGACAUGCACAGACACCUCCAGCCAAGCCUGGUCAAGCCACCAGUGCACAGGUGUAUCCUGUUGGCUCCGAGCAGGCAGGCACCCCUACCUCCGAGCAACUGCCUCCAUUCCCAGGACCAAACCAGUCCCAGCAGCCUGUGGGUAGUCUGGACGGCCAGCUAAGGAGAGCUCUGAGCCCAGAGACCAUCCCAGGGAGCAGUGAGGCAGCCUUGCCCUCCACAAGGGUCGUUGAACUGGGACGCUUCCAAGUCUCCGUUGCAGCAGACGCUAGCACCGGCAGCACUCCUGACCCCUCCAACAUCGCCUCCUCUUCCUCUCUCACCCCAUCCUCCUCAUCCUCCUCUUCCUCUUCCUCCUCUUCCUCCCUCUCCAGCCCGGAAAACACCCUCCACCGCUCUUCCUCCCUCCUUUCCAAAGGGGUCCGGAGAGGAGACUCUGUAGAUGCGCUCUCUUCUGUCCCAACACAGCCCACCACCAUCGGACGCUUCCAGGUGUCUACUAGUGCCAGCACUGGCCCCAGCCCUAAUUCUGUCUCGAAGGUGGGCCGUUUCUCAGUGAUGCCAGCCACAGUCAAUCCCAUGGCACCUCCGGGGUCUAGCCCCUCCCAUCAGAACGGCCCUUCCUCUUCGACCUCUGACCUCCGUAGCUCCGCCCCUGGUGUGAACAUUGGUUCAUUUAACCAUUACAUGACCAGCGACAACGAGGACGACUCGGGGCCUGAGGACGAGGCCUUCCAGAGCGAAGUCAGCUGCCUCCGAGAGAAACAUAUGAUAGAGAUCCAGACCCUCCACUCACGGCAGAAGGAGGAAAUAGAUGCUCUGUUCACCAGGCUGGGUAAACCUCCUCCUUCAGCUGUCCUCUCCCCUGCUAUGGCUGGGGGCAGACGUAGACCCAAGACCAAGGCCAGCAAAUCAGCCCGCAGCAGCGCCCAGGCCAGCCCCCAGCACUCGGGAGUCCCAGUCACAGGCCAGAUCCCCCCAGCGUCCCCACCUAAGCAGAUGUCUCCCCCCACUGCAGCGCUCUCAGACAGCCAGACUUCUACCAUGGGAGUGAGUGGGACCAGUUCAGACAGUGGAGUGAACACCAGCCAGUCUCAGCCAUCAGGCCCUAACACAGCGCCGGCCCUAACACAGAACCGAAAGGGCACGUUCACAGACGACCUGCACCAGCUUGUUGACAACUGGGCCCGAGACGCCAUCAGCCUCUCCCAGGGCAAGAAAGGACCCAAGGGAACAGCCCAGGGACCCGGACAUGACAUCCCUCUACAUAUCCCUCCACAAGCAAACAUGAGCCGAAAGUUUUCUGCCCCCGGCCACCUGUGCCCUACCCUCCCGUCUACCACCCUGGCAGGUGCCCACCUCCCCAUUACCACUAACCCCUCCAACCCACUCUGCCAGCGUCAGGGCUCUCUAGGCCCCCCUCCCCAGGGAUUUGGCUAUGGCACAGCCCCCUACAGCGCCCCCCAGUGGGCAGGACCCUGUCAGGUGGGUCUCCUGGCCCAGUACCAGGCCCCUUCCGUGGCCUCAGCCCCCCUUCAGCAGGCCUUCCACAUGGGAGCCACCCAGAAACCUGUUAGCAACCCUGGAGGUCCCAACCUGAGGCCCACAUAGCCCAGUCUGCAGCCCUGGACCUGGGUUAGUAAGGCUGGGCUGAUAGGAACUGAGGGCAGGGAGGAAGAGAGCCAUAGGAGGACAACUACUAUCUGACGUUCUAUUUCACUAAUUGGUGAGGUGAAAUAAAGAGGAUGAAGUGAAAAUGGAGGAGAGGAGGCUGUGGUUCAGUCCUGUCAGACAGACAGAGAUGACUGUCAGUUGGAGGGAGAGUGCAAUACAUACCCACAGCACACAAUCACACCUUCACCCUUACCAGGGCCCAGUCUUUUCUGCCAAUGGCUGUGGAAGCAGGCUGUGAUUGACAUUUGGGUUUGUCCAAUGAAAGUUAUGGACCCAAGGGCACAACUGGCAAUGGCCAAAGACAUCUGUUGAAAGCACCAUUGUGAUCUCAUCAUUCCCUUAAACAGGAGGGUAGGGUGGGGGAAGUCUUAAUCACUUCUUGACUGUAACUGGCCUUAAGCUUACCUAGGACAGAGUUAGCAGAUGGAGAGAACCCCCACAAACACAUACACAUACGCCUCCUAGCACUACUGUCAUUGGCUGAGAUUGAGGCUUUGAAUGGUAUGAGAAACUGAUUAAUUGUGGGUAACAAGUUUGUAUAAUGAAAGGAGAGUGAGAUAUGUAGAGAAGCAAGGAGGUGGGAUGAGAGAAAGAUAGUGAAUGGAAGUUGGUUAGGUAGGGUUAUAGUGGAUAGUGUUUGGCUAGUGUUACUCAUUUGAUCACCAUACAGUACGAUGCAGUAAUAGCAAUGUGAGGAAAGGAGUGAGCCCCCUGUGUAAGAGUGGCCUUAAACCCCCAAACACAUACACAUUGUCUUUGUAUAUAGAGAUAUUUCUUGUCCUAAGUUAUGGUUAUAUUUGAUUAUCUGUCCCUCUGAGCUGGUCUGAUGUGAUGUUCUGCCUGACUGGGUGUGUUAGUUUCUUAUGAGACCAUCACCUAAUGUUAGUGUGAGCUAAGUAACAGACCUGUCUGUAGAUAGUUUAUUAAUACCUACUUCACCUGUCUUGUCCAGGCUUUGGAUUUACCCUGAAGUGACUGUAUCCAUGAGUGUUUUAGGUUUAUGCCUUAGCAACUGGUUAGGCUCAGUGGUUUGAGUUGCUGGCUUCAGCUACUGUGAUCAUUUGGUUUUCGACCUUAGCUACUGUGUCGGUCAGUUGUCUCACACCUCACCACCUGGUGUACUGUAGUCAGACUCUGGUAAGCAAGGCUAUGGUCCUUGGUACAGUUCUGUUAGAAAGGCAUUACAUUCUUGAGGCAUAGGGUUAUCUUGCGAGUGAACGGUGCAUGGUGUUCACACACAGACCUCUAAGCAAUAUCAACAAAAAUGUCUUUAACCUUAUUUCCAGUUGUCAUCUUUCAGAAUCAUGGGGUUUCUGUGGCUUGUUUUAUGUGUAUAUUUUAAAUAAAAAUACAAAAUAUGUUCUUUAUCGACCUGUUCAGCGAUCAGAUUUUGAUGUUUCACAGUAAUUAUUAAAGGUUGUUAAACAACAUGUAGUUAAAGGAAUAUAAAAGUGCAAUUGCAGGGUUAUUAUUAGUAUUAUAAUCUGUCACACAGGGGAGUAGUUAUGUGCUUCUUCUGUUCUUAUCAUACACCACCGUGUAAUUUUAUCUUGUUUUACUGUGCAUAUAUAUAUGUAUAUAUGUAUGUACAUAUAUGUAUGCUUAUGUGUGUCUAUGUAUGUCUAUAUAUAUAUAUAUGU